Molecule: messenger RNA, 2126 nt
Organism: Myodes glareolus (Bank vole)
Lineage: Eukaryota; Metazoa; Chordata; Mammalia; Rodentia; Cricetidae
Source: RefSeq, a predicted model, not a curated record
UAUUUAUUGCUCUUGUCCUGCCCUGUGCACCCCAGCCCCCACCUGCAGCUGGGACCCAAAUGCAGGGAUAUUGUUGGUUGAGUUGUGAGCAUGAGGCCGUCUCUGUUAGUUCGAUCUCUUCGUCUGUAAUUGGAACCGUGACGUCUGGGCUGUUCGAAGAUCACUAACCUCUCUGAGAAGUUAUAAAAGUGAGGGGCUCUUUCUAGACAGUGUGUGGAAAGCUGGGUGGAUGGAGCCAGAUGGGUACUUGUUUCCGGGGUGGAAACAGACGGUGUCCUGCAGGUCUGAGAAGCCAUUCUUCUCCUGUGAACUCCGUCACAGACUUGGCCACAGUACGGGAGCCGGUCACCCCAACCCUAAAGGUGCCCUGAGGUUGCUGUGAUCAUGGCAGAAGCUGCUGCUAACCUGAGCACAGGAGACAAUCUGGAGCAAAGGAUCCUAGAAGUACUAAGUGAAGUUGGUGGCUCUGUGAAGAUUGGCCAGCUGGUAAAGAAGUGCCAAGCGCCCAAGAAAAUACUCAACUCGAUCCUUUACCGCCUGAAGAAGGAGGGCAAAGUAUCCUCCACAGCUGCUGCAACCUGGUGCUUAGGUGGGAGCGCUUCUGCAGAUGAGGUUCCCGCAGUCCCCGAGGACCCCACCGCUCAGCCAAGCCUCGAGGAUAGAAUCUUCAGAUUCCUGGAGGCCAAUGGACCUUGCAGGGCCCUGCAUAUCGCCAAGGCUCUGGGCAUGAAUACGGCCAAAGAGGUGAACCCAGACCUGUACAAGAUGAGAAGCAGGCACCUUCUGAGCUAUAACGGGCAGGCAUGGAUGAUCUAUGACUCCAGUCAGAAAGGUCAACGGCUAGGAUGGGGUCUGGACUCGAAGGUUAGUGCUGUUGAUACAAGAGCCCCUAUAUCCUUGAAACAAAGGAACUCAAUGGAAUAUCAUUCUCUAGUUGAUUCUGGAAUGAGACAAGAGCGCGCUGCGAUCAUUUACCAGCAGAAUCCCAUCAACAUGAUCUGCCAACAAGGAGCCAACAACCAUAUCUCCAUCUCUGAGUCAGAAGCCAUCCAGAUCGGGCAUGGGAACACCAUGCUGCGGCAGAUAGCCUGUACUCAGAGAGGUCCCAGCCCCCAGCAUCCUCUCCUGCUACCCGCUCCAGAUGACCCCUCUUCUCAGAACACCCCACCUGGUGCCUGGGGAGCUCAGCACAUCCACAUGGAGAAGUCCUUGCUCCGCCGUGUGCAGCUGGGUCACGGCAAUGAGAUGAGCCUCCCGAGGGACCCGGUGCAGCACCCUGCAGAGGAACACCCUGCUGGUAGCUUUACUGGCAGUCCCCCAGUCUCGGCUACCUCUGCUGACGCAGGAACUUCCUUCCACAUGCAAACACCCGAGCCAGGCCCUCACCCUGAGGGGGGCACCGCCCAGAAAGUCCACAUCAAAUCCUCCUGGCUGGAGGAUGCCACCAUCGGCAACAGCAACAAGAUGACCAUCCGCAUUGCUUCACAGGGUGGAGCUGGGGAGUCUGGAAACAGCGAGGAGCCAAAGGGAGACACAGACUCGAGUUCUAAAGCCUCACCAUACGGAAGCUGCUCCCACACCCCCAGCAGCUCCACGCUGCUCGCUCCUGAGCUGAGAACCAUGACUCUGGGAGACAGCAGCCCCCAGACCACAGAACCUGUGCUUACGGAGGAGGAGGACGGAGCCCCCGAUACAGAGGAUCGUAAGACUCAGGAAUGAGGCCAGAAAGCAAUGGAGUCAUGGGACCCUGAGCUGACACCUCUGCCACUAUGAGCCAAACCAGCCUUUCCUGCCUCAAGAUCAAUCAUAUGAGCCAGUUCGACCAGUCCUGGGUGUUCACCAGAAGAGACAAGUCAACACAGCACACAGAUAGCUGCACAUUCCUGUUGACUGUGCUCUGUCUGCAGCAGCUGGAAAUGAAACCAACCUUGCUGUCAUCAAUAGAGGGUGGAUUAAGGAAAUUCAGAGUAUGCAUACAGCCAUAUAAAAUAAUGAGGCUGUGUCAUUUGCUGGAAAGUGAAUGCGACCAGAGAUCACCAUGCUAAGUGAAUGAAACCAUCUCAUGUAAUCGGAAGUCUGUGUGUCUCACAGUCACUCUCAAAUAAACACUCAGAGGUUUAUACUAA